Molecule: messenger RNA, 2034 nt
Organism: Prorocentrum cordatum
Lineage: Eukaryota; Dinophyceae; Prorocentrales; Prorocentraceae
Source: the annotation of a GenBank genome assembly
GAUGAGGUGGGCGGUUCCGACGAUGAUGAGGGAUCAGGUGGCUCCAGCAGCGACGGCGAGGAAGCUCAGCAUGACAACGUGAGCUUGCAUGCAUCCACCGUCAGGCUCCGAGGUGUCGCCGCCAAGGUCGCCAGGUCGACGAAGGCCAGGUCGUCGGUGGUUUCCCAUCUUGGCCGCAGCAGGAGCGUCCCUGGCGGCGGCCGCGCGGGCUCGGCGUCACCAUCGUGCUCCGAGAAGGCCCGCCUCGAUGAGCUCAUUGGGGAGACGCCCGUCAGCACCAUGCUCGAUGGUGGCAAGGUUGGCGACCGCACGUACGCCCUCCGCCGCUUCAGGCCCCAGAUGCGCGGCAUCGAGAUCAAUCGCACCAAGCACCUUGCCAAGGUCGACGCCGCCGUGAGCCUCCACGCCAACUUGAACACGAUGGGGGUCAAGGAGAGGAACGACAUGCUCGACCUCUUCGGCGCUGAUGAUGUCAUCGACGCAACGUCGUUCCAGCGCAGGCUCAUCGGGAAGCUCGUGUCAGUCAAGCGUCCGCGGGUGUUCCAGUUGCGGCUGAGCCACAAGGAGAAAUGCGAUGUGUGCCUCGAUAUGUUUCUCACUUCCUUCGUUGCAGAGGUGGUCGCCGCAGGUUCAGCAUCUGUCGAGCUCGUGAGGGACGCCGCGAAGCACUUGAAGAUUGAGAGCGGCGCCAUCACUAGUGGCGAGUGCGCCAUACAGGAGUUCAUCGAUCUCGCUCGUACGUUGCAGUGUGCCGCCGACGCGCUGUUGGUGAUCUCUGACCCGAGCCCCAACGCAACGGACAACAUUGCCGACCGUGCUACCAGCAGGGCUUUGUUGAACGGGACGCGCAGCAAGGAGUGGGAGCUCUUCGCCGACAGCUUGCAUUCCAACCCGAAGUGGGCAGCCAUGACCAAAGAGUACCUCGAGUACGCCCUCUCUAACCUCCAGAUCGGCCCAGAGAUUGCGGCGGCGGUGGGCGUUGUGAAGUCCAGGAACAUCCCAGAUAUAGUGAAGGUGUCCCGCCGCAUGAGGGGGUGGGUUGACGGCAGUCGCACUGGUGGCGCGUCCAGCUUGGAGGAGGCCUUCGCCGAGUGGGUCGAUGCCGUCGCCUCCUACGACUACGAUUCCGACGCUGCCCUGACCCAGGAGUCCGCCAGGCAGGUCUGCGAGGCCAUCUCGAACGUGGCGGCGGCCGCCAAGUCGACGAAGGCGAGUGGCGUCCUGGUCGUGUCCAAGCUGGCGGCCGCCGCGGAGGGGAUGGAGGCGGUGGCGGCCUCGAUCACCAGCAAGAAGAAGCGCGAGAAGGAUGAUGACGGGUUGACGCUCGAGGGGAUGUCAGAGUUGAAGGCGGCGGUGCUUGACUUAAACGGCGAGGUCUUUGCUGGCGCUGGCGUGGCGACGGAUUUCGAGGUGGCUGCGAUCCACUUGUGCAAGUUGGUGUUCUGCAGCCCCGACGCCACCUUCGACCCGAGCGACGCGAGCACGAUGAAGGACCAGGCCGACGCCGUGAUGAGUUGCAUCUUGCUCGUGCACGAGGACUCCCGCGCCGACGCGCUGAAUGGCUUGAACGUUCGCCUCGGCCAUAUCAUGACGAUCUGCGCUGCCAUCCAGAUGAAGAAGGGCUUGGUGGCCCUCGGCGACGUGGACGCGCAGGUGAUGUCUGGCGACGAGGGUGUCGCGUCCUGGGGCGCGCUGAAGGCUGCACUGGGCCAGGUGGACACGUCGCCGCCGAAUGGCCCUGGUGGAGUCACCAUCGACGGCGUGCUGACGAUCGACGGCAUCAACGAGAAGUGGGGAGCUUCGGUGGCGGAGCGCCGUGGCCUAGCCAUGAAGUACGCGGAGGCCGUGACCGACGGCACGAUGCGCGCCAUCAAGAGGAUCCAGGAGAGGAUUGCUGCGGUGGCGGGUGGAAUGCCAGACGGUUCUUCCUGGAAAGAAGGCCUGAACGAGGACCACUCGUACGACGACGUGGUGGCCCACGCCAAGCAGACGUUGUUCAAGAACAAACUCGGCAAGACGAUCAAUGUGGCCUUG